CUCAAAAUAGUUGAUGUGGAAUAAAAUAAGAACAUGAUGUUCAAAUGGAAGGUGUUAAUAUAAAUAUGUUUAUUUAAGCUAUUUUCUCCGUGAUCACAUGCUGUUGUUGAUUGUAUGUUAAUGUGGUGCUAUUCUAUGAGUUAAUGCUGGCUUAGGUAUAUUUUCACUCAGCGUUUCGUUGAGCGUGUAGUCGUUGUUGUUUGACUGCACGCAGAAAUUGGUCAUGUAGCGUAUCAGUUGGAGCUACCCCUGAACUGAACAAGAUUCACAAUGUGUUUCACGUCUCUAUGUUGCGACUUUACCGAUCAGAUCCGACCCUUUGGUUACCCGAGGAAACAAUCACUUUGGACGAUAACUUGACUUAUGAGGAGGAGCCUGUACAGAUCCUAGCACUAGAGGUGAAGCAGUUGAGAAAUAAGAGGGUGCCUUUGGUCGAAAUCCUGUUUCUUCAGUCGUUCUGCUCGUUGCUUCUGCGCUGUUCACAGAUGACGGGAGGCAACGAAAGAAACCACCGCCAUCUCCAGCAGCGCCGCCGUGACUCGCCGUCAAUGCCAGUGGUUCCGAGUGACAUCAAGUCCUCAGUAGGUGAAGCCUCUUCAACACAAGCCACACCUUUAAAUACGGUUCAACAUCCAACCUCCACUGGACAAUCAACACAGACAGUGACAUCGCCUCCACCAAUUGCCUCUGUUGUGGCAAUCCCACAGUCUGCUCCUGAAUCUGCCCCAACUCUUCCAAAUUCCGCUUCUUCUGUUUCUGAGCUAGAUGUCUAUGAUCAGGCAGUAUCGAACCUUGUAGCAGGAAGUACCUUAGAGUCCACAAUUCAAGAAAUUCUUGAAAUUGGCGGGGGCAAUUGGGACCGGGAGGCAGUCAUGUGUGCUUUGCGUGCUGCAUAUAACAAUCUUGAGAGAGCUGUCGAUUACUUGUGUUCGGUGAGUUCAUUUUUUUGAAAUAUCAAAUUAUAUUCUGAACUCUGAAGAUCCAAUGAACUCAGGUUCUUGCU
Cuscuta campestris is the source of this 1003-nucleotide messenger RNA. Lineage: Eukaryota; Viridiplantae; Streptophyta; Magnoliopsida; Solanales; Convolvulaceae. The record is from the annotation of a GenBank genome assembly.